Oncorhynchus keta (chum salmon) is the source of this 23112-nucleotide messenger RNA. Its product is annotated as golgin subfamily B member 1-like. Gene Ontology annotation, biological process: regulation of apoptotic process; mitotic sister chromatid cohesion. The coding region runs from base 214 to 22503 and encodes 7429 amino acids. Lineage: Eukaryota; Metazoa; Chordata; Actinopteri; Salmoniformes; Salmonidae. The transcript has 13 exons. The record is from RefSeq and is a predicted model, not a curated record. Gene Ontology annotation, molecular function: double-stranded DNA binding; cohesin loader activity.
UUCAAAUUAAGUGGACACGAAUGGUGUGGAAAGAGAAGAUAUCAAAUGUUUAUGAAACCUCUGCCUAGUUGCUUUCUUUGGUAUGACUGCAAAACCUACACCAACACCACAUCGGACAAUUAAACGGAAUAAAUUCUACUCACAAAUCGGUGACUACUAAGGCCAGUGAUCUCAUGGACAGCAGCCCUCUAAGGAACAUUGGAAGAGGCAAACAUGGCAAAAUCAAGAAACCACGUGGGGGACUUCUUGGAAGAGUUCAGAGAGCAGAUCAUUGCGCAGGUGAGAUUAUCUGGGCCCAUAGUAGACGCUGUGAUCUCACAACAUCUUAUCCCAGAAGAGCUGGCACACAGCGUCCGUGCAGCCCAGACCACACAAGACCAGAUGAGGGCUCUGUUUGAAGCCGUAGAGAGAGAGACACCACAAACCAAACUUGCAUUCCAUCUGAUAUUGAGACGGAAAGAGCCUGAACUCAUGGACAAGCUAGAGCAGAGACAACGAAACAGUAAGAUGACACAGACAGGAUUGGAUCAAAGGUAUGGCGAUACCACAACAUUAGAGGAUAAGACCACACCAAAACUUGGCAUACAGACAAAAAAGGAAUCUCUUAAGAGACGAAGACAAGAAACAAUGCAAGCAAUUGAGGAGAUUGAAAAACUUUGGGAGGGGUCAAGAAGGGAGAGAAAUGAAACUAACUACAUGAAAGCAAAGAUUAAGCAACAACAAGAGGAAAUAGAAAGGCUAAUGGCUGAGAAACAAGAACAAAACACAAAGAUGGAGCUGAUGAGGAUGGAGAUCCAGAAUGUGAAUGAAAAACUGAAACAGAACAUGGAGGAAAUAAAUAUAGAGAAAGACAGAAUACGACAAAUGUGGGCUGAUGUCCAAACAGAGAAAGACAUUCUGGAGAGAAGACACAAUGAGAUCAUUAACGAGAGACAGAGUUUGGAAUUGAUCAAGUAUGAGACAUUGAGAGCAAAAGAGGAGAUGGAGCACUGCAAGGAAACAACAAAACAAGAGCAGGAGAAAAUGGAACAGAUUAAGGCUGACAUUCAGGGACAGAUCGAGGACAUGGAAAUAAGAAUUGCAGAAACCAAUCAAGUAAAAGAGAAAAUGGAAGCGAUGAAGGCCGAUGUACACAGGGAGCAAGGUCAGCUGGAGACAAAAAGAGAUGACAUUAAAAGACAAAAAGAACAGUUUGAGCAGAUUAAAUGUGAGAUAAACAAAGUAAAAGAAGAGAUGGAUCGAAGGUGGUAUGAAACGGAGAAAGAAGAGCUUGAGCAGAGAGUUAGGAUCCGGCAAGAGAAAGAGGAACUUGCCAACGUAAAAGCUGAGCUGCAGAGAGCUAAAGAGGAGGUUGAUCAAAACAGGGAGAAGACGAAGCAAGAGAAGGACCUGGUCAACAAAAUGAAAGCAGAGAUUCUUCUCGAAAAGGAUUCACUUGAGAAGGACAAACAAGAAACAUUACGAAAACAAAAGGAGUUGGAGCAGAUCAAGUAUGCGAUUCAAAUGGACAAAGAGGAGAUUGAGCAAAACAGAGAGGAAGCAAAGCGAGAGAAUGAUAAGCUGGAACAGAGGGAAGCUGAACUGCAGAGACAAGUGGAAACGAUUGAGAGAAACAUUGAGGAGACAAAGCAAGAAAAUGACAGAAUGGAAAACGUAAAAGCAGAGAUACAGAGAACGAAAGAAGCACUGGAGAAACAAAAAGAUGACACCAGGCGAGUGAAGGAGGAAAUGGAGAAAAGAAGGUAUGAGACUGUCAAGGAGGAGCUGGAGCAGAGAGCUGAAAUACAGAGACAGAGAGAAGAAGUGGAAAUGCUCAAGUCUGAAAUGCAGAAAGCCAAGGACGUUGAAAAAACAAGAGGAAACCGAGAGAGAGAGGAAGCCAAAAAGUGUAGUGAAGAAGUAAAGCGACAGAGAGAUGGGAUCAAACAAUUGAGAGCUGAAGUUCAGAAGGAAAAAGACAAUGUGGAGAGGAAAAAGCAAGAGACAAUGAGAGAGAGACAAGAAUUGGAGAGGAUUCAUUUUGAAACGCUGAGAAUGAAAGAGGAGAAUGAGCAAAGCAGGGAGAUCACAAGAAGAGAAAAGGAGCAAAUGGAGCAGAUGAAAGUUAAUAUACAGAGACAGAUAGAAGAUAUAGAAGAAAAAGUUACAGAGACAAAACAAGCAAAAGACAAAAUGGAAGAAAUGAAAGCAGAGAUACAGAGACAACGUGAAGAUUUGGAGAGUAGAAGGGAAAAGACAGAGAAAGAGCGAGAGCAUUAUGAAGAGGUUAAGUGUGAGAUAAUUCAAUUGAAAGAGGAAAUGGAAAGGAAAUGGUGUGAAACGGAGAAAGACGAGGUGGAACAGAGAGCAAGAGCGCAGCAAGAGACGGAAACACUUGAAAGGUUGAAGGAGGAAAAACAGAAAGUGCGAGAGGAAAUAGAAAGAAACAAGGUGGAAACGCAACGAGAAAGAGAGAACCUAGAAAAAAUGAAAGCCCGUGUGAAAGACGAGAAGAACACUGCAGAGAAAAUAUCAGAAGAGGCCAAAAUAAAGAAUGAGGACUUAACGGAAAUGGAGCGUAACCUUCAGGAAGAAAGGGAAGAGAUCGAGAGGAGCAAGCAAGUCACAAAGCAAGAGAAGGAAGAGAUCGUAGAGAUGAAGGCUGAACUCCAAAGACAGAUGACAGAAAUAGAGAACCGUGUGAAGGAGACAAACAGAGCAAAAUAUGAGGUGGAUCAGGCAAAGCUGGUCGUACAAAAAGUGGAGUCCCAGCUGAAAAAGCGAAGAGACGAGGCUGGAAGAGUAAAAGAUGAAAUUGAGAAACAGAGAUAUGAAGCAGUGAAAGAAGAGCUUGAGCAACGAGCUGAAAUCCAACGAGAAAGAGAAAUGUUGGAGAAAGUAAGAGACGAGAUACGGAGAGCCGAAGAAGACUCCGAAGAAACACAGCUUCAGAGCAAAAGAGGGGACUUACAAAAGAAGAUGGAUGAAACAAAGCAAGAGAGGGAGAUGCUUGAGCAAAUUAAAACAGAGGUUUUGUCAGAAAGGGCCAUGUUGAAAAGACAAAUCCAUGAAACCGCAAGAGAAAGAGAGGACUUGGAAUUGCUUCGGUGUGAGACCCUGAAUAAAAAGCAGGAGCUUGAGAAAAAGCAGGAGGAAGCUGUCAAGGAAGAGCUUGAACUGAGAGCUGAAAUGCAGAGAGACAGAGAGGAGAUAGAGAGAACCAAGAAGAAAAUAGAGAGGGAGUUAAAACAAGGCAGGGAUGCCACAAGUCUAGAGAGAGGCGAAGUGGAACGGAUGAAGGUUGAAGUACAGAACCAGCAUGAGGAAAUGACUAGAUCCAUUGAGAGGACAAGGCAAGCUAGAGACGUGAUGGAACAGAUGAAGGAUGAAAUUCAGAGAGAAAAACAACUUUUGGAGAGAAUAAGGGAAGAAACAAUAAGAGAGAAAGAACCCUAUGAAACGGUCAAGGAUGAGCUAAACAGAGUAAAAGAAGAGAUGGAAAAACUCUGGGACGAGGUACAGAGGGACGAGCAGGAAGAGAGAGCCAAGCUGCAUCGAGAAAAUGUGGAGCUGAAUAAGAGAAUGGAGGAAAUUAAGACAGAGAUUAACCAGAUAGAAACAAUUAAAUUUGACCUCGAGAGACAGAGAGAUGAGAUCGAAUCAAGGAUGGAGAAGACAAAGAGAGAGAUGGACAAGCUGGAACAAACAAAGGCUGAAAUACAAAGACAGAAAGAGGACAUUGAAAACAAGAUGACAGAAACAAAGAGUGAGAAAGAGGAGAUGGAAAGGAUCAAAUCUGAGAUACAGAAGCAGAAAGAGGAAAUUGAAAACAAAAUGCAACAAGCAGAGACGGAAAUGGAUGAGCUGAAAAGUGUGAGGGAAGAUAUUCAGAGGCAGAGACAAGAGGUCGAGAACAUGACGCAGAAGGCCAAGAGAGAGAUUGGAGAGAUGGAACUAGUGAAGGCUGAGAUGCAAAGGAAGAAAAAGGACCUUGAACAGAUGAUGAGAAAGACUAAGAGAAAAAAGGAAGAAAUGGAAAAGAUGAAGGAUGAAAUAGAGAGAGCGGAAGAAGAGAUGGAACAAAGAAGAGAAGAGACCAAAAGGGAGAGAGAUGCAAUUGAACAGGCGAAGGCUGAAAUAGAAAGAGCAAAAGAGGAACUGGAGAUUCGUCUGGAAGAGGGCUUUAGAGAUAUUGAUGAGAAGGAACAGAUGAACGCUGAGAUACAGAGAUUAAUCCAAGAGGUAGAGCGAACCAGAGAAAUGGUACGACAAACAAAAGUGGCAAUGGAAAACAGGAUGGAAGAAAGCAAUAUGGAGAUGGGUGACAAAGACAGAGUGAAUGCUGUAAUCCAGAGGUUGAUUCUAGAGGUGGAACAAACCAGAGAGGUGUUAAGAAGGGUGAAAGAAGAAAUGGAACUGAGCAAGGGGGAGUUAAAAGGGGAAAAGGACAAAAUCAGACUGAUGAAGACGGAGACGCAAAAAAGAAAAAAAGAGCUGGAGCAAAGGAUGGAGAAGAUCAUGCGAGAGAGGGAUGAGUUAGAACUGGUGAAGUCAAAGAUACAGAGACAACGGGAAGAGCUGAAACAGAAGAUGGAAGAUGGAAAGACUGAGAGUGAAAAGAUGGAACAGAUGAAAGAUGAAAUUGAGAAACAGAGAUAUGAACAACGAGCUGAAAUCCAAAGAGAAAGAGAAAUGUUGGAGAAAGUAAGAGACGAGAUACGGAGAGCCGAAGGCGAUUCCGAAGAAAUACUGUUUCAGAGCGAAAAAGGGGACUUACAAAAGAAGAUGGAUGAAACAAAGCAAGAGAGGGAGAUGCUUGAGCAAAUUAAAACAGAGGUUUUGUCAGAAAGGGCCAUGUUGAAAAGACAAAUCCAUGAAACCGCAAGAGAAAGAGAGGACUUGGAAUUGCUUCGGUGUGAGACCCUGAAUAAAAAGCAGGAGCUUGAGAAAAAGCAGGAGGAAGGUGUCAAGGAAGAGCUUGAACUGAGAGCUGAAAUGCAGAGAGACAGAGAGGAGAUAGAGAGAACCAAGAAGAAAAUAGAGAGGGAGUUAAAACAAGGCAGGGAUGCCACAAGUCUAGAGAGAGGCGAAGUGGAACGGAUGAAGGUUGAAGUACAGAACCAGCAUGAGGAAAUGACUAGAUCCAUUGAGAGGACAAGGCAAGCCAGAGACGUGAUGGAACAGAUGAAGGAUGAAAUUCAGAGAGAAAAACAACUUUUGGAGAGAAUAAGGGAAGAAACAAUAAGAGAGAAAGAACCCUAUGAAACGGUCAAGGAUGAGCUAAGCAGAGUAAAAGAAGAGAUGGAAAAACUCUGCGACGAGGUACAGAGAGACGAGCAGGAAGAGAGAGCCAAGCUGCAUCGAGAAAAUGUGGAGCUGAAUAAGAGAAUGGAGGAAAUUAAGACAGAGAUUAACCAGAUAGAAACAAUUAAAUUUGACCUCGAGAGACAGAGAGAUGAGAUCGAAUCAAGGAUGGAGAAGACAAAGAGAGAGAUGGACAAGCUGGAACAAACAAAGGCUGAAAUACAAAGACAGAAAGAGGACAUUGAAAACAAGAUGACAGAAACAAAGAGUGAGAAAGAGGAGAUGGAAAGGAUCAAAUCUGAGAUACAGAAGCAGAAAGAGGAAAUUGAAAACAAAAUGCAACAAGCAGAGACGGAAAUGGAUGAGCUGAAAAGUGUGAGGGAAGAUAUUCAGAGGCAGAGACAAGAGGUCGAGAACAUGACGCAGAAGGCCAAGAGAGAGAUUGGAGAGAUGGAACUAGUGAAGGCUGAGAUGCAAAGGAAGAAAAAGGACCUUGAACAGAUGAUGAGAAAGACUAAGAGAAAAAAGGAAGAAAUGGAAAAGAUGAAGGAUGAAAUAGAGAGAGCGGAAGAAGAGAUGGAACAAAGAAGAGAAGAGACCAAAAGGGAGAGAGAUGCAAUUGAACAGGCGAAGGCUGAAAUAGAAAGAGCAAAAGAGGAACUGGAGAUUCGUCUGGAAGAGGGCUUUAGAGAUAUUGAUGAGAAGGAACAGAUGAACGCUGAGAUACAGAGAUUAAUCCAAGAGGUAGAGCGAACCAGAGAAAUGGUACGACAAACAAAAGUGGCAAUGGAAAACAGGAUGGAAGAAAGCAAUAUGGAGAUGGGUGACAAAGACAGAGUGAAUGCUGUAAUCCAGAGGUUGAUUCUAGAGGUGGAACAAACCAGAGAGGUGUUAAGAAGGGUGAAAGAAGAAAUGGAACUGAGCAAGGGGGAGUUAAAAGGGGAAAAGGACAAAAUCAGACUGAUGAAGACGGAGGCACAAAAAAGAAAAAAAGAGCUGGAGCAAAGGAUGGAGAAGAUCAUGCGAGAGAGGGAUGAGUUAGAACUGGUGAAGUCAAAGAUACAGAGACAAUGGGAAGAGUUGAAACAGAAGAUGGAAGAUGGAAAGACUGAGAGUGAAAAGAUGGAACAGAUGAAAGAUGAAAUACAGAGAGCGGUUGCAGAGAUAGACCUGGCAAGGGAGGAGAUACAAAUGGAGAAAAGGAAGAUUAAAGAGGACAAUGCAAGGAAAGAGAAGGAUAUGAUGGAGUCUAUGAAAGCUGAGCUUGACAGACAGAAAGAGGGAAAAAACGGAAGGAAAAAAGAAAUGCCAAUGAUGAAGACCCCGGUCCAGAGGCCACAGGAUGAAACAGAGAAAACCUACCUUGGAGAUACGACAACUGAGAUACCAUUUGAGUCACAAGAGCUAAGAACCGCCAUUGAAAAAGAAAGAAGAGACCUGGAACGCAGAGAGAAAAUGAUUAUGAGAGAGAAGUAUGACCUGGAAAAGUCAAAAGCCGAGUUUGAGAAGGAAAAGGCGGAGAUGGAGAACAUGAUCACAAAACAACGAGAGGAGGGCAGACAAAUGAUUGAGGACAUAGAAAAGAAAAAAGAAAAUCUCGAGCAAAUGGAUGCAGAGAUGCAAAGAAAAAGACAGGUCAUCGUAAGGGAAAUGCAAUAUAAAACACAAAAGAUGCGGGAUUUAAAAAAAGCGAAAGAUAAAUUUAAACAAACGCAAGUUAAAUUUAGCAAAGAGAAAAUUGAAAUGGGAAACAUCAAAAAGGCUACUGUGGCAGAAAGAAAUAAACUAGCAGUAGAGCAAGCUUACAUAGAGAAACGUAAGGAGGAGAUGGAAGCCAUCCUGGAACUGACAAAGAAGGAGAAUGAAGAUCUGCUGAACGUAAAAGCUCAAAUAGAGGGAUGGAAAGAAGACAAAGACGAACAGGGUGAACACCUGAACAGGGAAAGAAAGGAACUUGAAUAUCUGAAAAGUAAGAUGCAAAAAGAGAAAGAGGAUACGAUAAGAAACAGGGACGUUUCGGAAAAAGAGAAAAAGGACUUGGAGCUGAUGAGAUCUGAAACGCAGAAAGAAAAGGGGGAGAUGGAACAAGAGAAGCUUAAGGUGCAAGUUGAGAGAGAAAAGCUUGAACAAAUGAAACUGGAGUUACAGAGAAAGUCCAACGACCUAGAUAUGAUCAUAGAAGACACAAAGAGGGAGAAAGUCAGUGCAUCACAAAUCCCUGUCCAAAUACAACAACAAAAGAACCAAAUUGAUUGUUUUGUGGAAGAGACAAAGAGGAGUAAAAUCGAAGAAGAAUUGAUGAGCGCUGAAAUAAAAAGACAGAAAGAGGAGAUAGACAGCAAACAAGACAUUCUAUCAAAGGAGAGAGAAGAUCUGAAUAAACUCAGAACAGAGGUAAACAAUCAGAGAGAAGAGAUUGAAAAUAUCACGCAAGAGCAAAUUAAAGAAACAUUUCUAAUUAAUCAGACAAAGACAGAGAUGGAAAAAGAGAGAUGUGAGAUGGACAGACAAAAGAAAAUGAUAGAGCAGAAUAUGGAUGAGAUAGAGCAGAGAAAGUGUGAGAUGAGAAAAGUAGAAAACAUAAUUAUCGAACUGAGAAAGGAAGAAGAGAGUAUAACGAAUGAGAUGAACAGGAUGAGAAAGAACACAGAGCAGAAAAGUUUUGAAAUGCAGAGACGUUCUGAAGACACGAAUCAGCUAAUGGAGGAGACAAGACGGGAGAGGGGGAAGGUUGAAGAACUGGCUAUCCAAACUCAAAAACAAAGAGAAGAAAUGGUGGGUUUUAUGGAAAAGAACAAACAAAAGAAGAACGAACUGGAACUCAUGAAUGACAAGAUUGAAAGAGAGAAACAAGACAUUGAAGAAAGGCGGGAUGUGCUAACAAAGGAGAGAGAGGAGCUGGAACAAAUGAGGAGUGAGAUACAGCAACAGAGAGAGGAGACAGAAUCUCACAUGGAAGACCAAAGGAAAGAGAAAGAACAUUUGGAACAAAUGACGACGGACAUGAAAAAACAGUUGCUAGAGGUGGACAAUGACAAGGAAAUGAUAGAAAGCUCAAUGGGUGAACUGAGAGUGAAAGAGGCAGAAAUGGUGAGAGAAAAAGACAACAUGGAUAACAAGAUGGCUCGGCUCAAAGAGGAGGAGGAUGGAAUGCGGGAAGAAAUAGGAAGGAAGAUGGACAUCUUAAAGCAGGAAAGUUGUGAAAUCAAAAGACUUAGAGAUGAAAUUGACAGUGAAAAGGACCAGCUGAAUGCAAAAUUGCUUGAGUUGGAAAAAAUGCGUGAAGAACUAGAUAGAGAGAAGAAGGAAGUGAAAGACAGGAAGGAUGAAACACUGAAAGAGAAAGAUCAGUUGGAAGAGAGGCGAUGUAAGAUAAGUAAGGAGGAAGAGGAAUUGGAUAUCAGUCUUGAACUGAUGAAAAGGCAAAGGGAAGACUUGACGAGCUUGAAGGCUGAAGCAGAAGCACAGACCGAGCCUAUGGAAAUAGACUGGAAGGAAAAGCUCACGAGGGAAAGACAACAACUUGAAGAUGUAAAGGAGGAGAUACAGAAGGAAAAAGAAGCCUUUGAGAGAAAGAAGGGAUUGACCAUGAAAGAAAGAGAUGAGUUUGAUCUGAUGAAGUCUGAAACACAGGGACAAUUGGAGGAAAUAGAACAAAACAAACAAGACAUUCGUGUGGAGAAGGAAAAGCUGGAUCAGAUCAAAGCUGAGUUAGAAAGACGGUCUGAAGACGUAAAUCAGGUCAUGGACGAGACAAGACGGGAGAGGGGGAAGGUUGAAGAACUGGCUAUCCAAACUCAAAAACAAAGAGAAGAAAUGGUGGGUUUUAUGGAAAAGAACAAACAAAAGCAGAACGAACUGGAACUCAUGAAUGACAAGAUUGAAAGAGAGAAACAAGACAUUGAAGAAAGGCGGGAUGUGCUAACAAAGGAGAGAGAGGAGCUGGAACAAAUGAGGAGUGAGAUACAGCAACAGAGAGAGGAGACAGAAUCUCACAUGGAAGACCAAAGGAAAGAGAAAGAACAUUUGGAACAAAUGACGACGGACAUGAAAAAACAGUUGCUUGAGGUGGACAAUGACAAGGAAAUGAUAGAAAGCUCAAUGGGUGAACUGAGAGUUAAAGAGGCAGAAAUGGUGAGAGAAAAAGACAACAUGGAUGACAAGAUGGCUAGGCUCAAAGAGGAAGAGGAUAGAAUGCGGGAAGAAAUAGGAAAGAAGAUGGACAUCUUAAAGCAGGAAAGUUGUGAAAUCAAAAGACUUAGAGAUGAAAUUGACAGUGAAAAGGACCAGCUGAAUGCAAAAUUGCUUGAGUUGGAAAAAAUGCGUGAAGAACUCGAUAGAGAGAAGAAGGAAGUGAAAGACAGGAAGGAUGAAACACUGAAAGAGAAAGAUCAGUUGGAAGAGAGGCGAUGUAAGAUAAGUAAGGAGAAAGAGGAAUUGGAUAUCAGUCUUGAACUGAUGAAAAGGCAAAGGGAAGACUUGACGAGCUUGAAGGCUGAAGCAGAAGCACAGACCGAGCCUAUGGAAAUAGACUGGAAGGAAAAGCUCACGAGGGAAAGACAACAACUUGAAGACGUAAAGGAGGAGAUACAGAAGGAAAAAGAAGCCUUUGAGAGAAAGAAGGGAUUGACCAUGAAAGAAAGAGAUGAGUUUGAUCUGAUGAAGUCUGAAACACAGGGACAAUUGGAGGAAAUAGAACAAAACAAACAAGACAUUCGUGUGGAGAAGGAAAAGCUGGAUCAGAUCAAAGCUGAGUUCGAAAGACGGUCUGAAGACGUAAAUCAGGUCAUGGACGAGACAAGACGGGAGAGGGGGAAGGUUGAAGAACUGGCUAUCCAAACUCAACAACAAAGAGAAGAAAUGGUGGGUUUUAUGGAAAAGAACAAACAAAAGCAGAACGAACUGGAACUCAUGAAUGACAAGAUUGAAAGAGAGAAACAAGACAUUGAAGAAAGGCGGGAUGUGCUAACAAAGGAGAGAGAGGAGCUGGAACAAAUGAGGAGUGAGAUACAGCAACAGAGAGAGGAGACAGAAUCUCACAUGGAAGACCAAAGGAAAGAGAAAGAACAUUUGGAACAAAUGACGACGGACAUGAAAAAACAGUUGCUAGAGGUGGACAAUGACAAGGAAAUGAUAGAAAGCUCAAUGGGUGAACUGAGAGUUAAAGAGGCAGAAAUGGUGAGAGAAAAAGACAACAUGGAUGACAAGAUGGCUAGGCUCAAAGAGGAAGAGGAUAGAAUGCGGGAAGAAAUAGGAAAGAAGAUGGACAUCUUAAAGCAGGAAAGUUGUGAAAUCAAAAGACUUAGAGAUGAAAUUGACAGUGAAAAGGACCAGCUGAAUGCAAAAUUGCUUGAGUUGGAAAAAAUGCGUGAAGAACUCGAUAGAGAGAAGAAGGAAGUGAAAGACAGGAAGGAUGAAACACUGAAAGAGAAAGAUCAGUUGGAAGAGAGGCGAUGUAAGAUAAGUAAGGAGAAAGAGGAAUUGGAUAUCAGUCUUGAACUGAUGAAAAGGCAAAGGGAAGACUUGACAAGCUUGAAGGCUGAAGCAGAAGCACAGACCGAGCCUAUGGAAAUAGACUGGAAGGAAAAGCUCACGAGGGAAAGACAACAACUUGAAGAUGUAAAGGAGGAGAUACAGAAGGAAAAAGAAGCCUUUGAGAGAAAGAAGGGAUUGACCAUGAAAGAAAGAGAUGAGUUUGAUCUGAUGAAGUCUGAAACACAGGGACAAUUGGAGGAAAUAAAACAAAACAAACAAGACAUUCGUGUGGAGAAGGAAAAGCUGGAUCAGAUCAAAGCUGAGUUCGAAAGACGGUCUGAAGACGUAAAUCAGGUCAUGGACGAGACAAGACGGGAGAGGGGGAAGGUUGAAGAACUGGCUAUCCAAACUCAAAAACAAAGAGAAGAAAUGGUGGGUUUUAUGGAAAAGAACAAACAAAAGCAGAACGAACUGGAACUCAUGAAUGACAAGAUUGAAAGAGAGAAACAAGACAUUGAAGAAAGGCGGGAUGUGCUAACAAAGGAGAGAGAGGAGCUGGAACAAAUGAGGAGUGAGAUACAGCAACAGAGAGAGGAGACAGAAUCUCACAUGGAAGACCAAAGGAAAGAGAAAGAACAUUUGGAACAAAUGACGACGGACAUGAAAAAACAGUUGCUAGAGGUGGACAAUGACAAGGAAAUGAUAGAAAGCUCAAUGGGUGAACUGAGAGUUAAAGAGGCAGAAAUGGUGAGAGAAAAAGACAACAUGGAUGACAAGAUGGCUAGGCUCAAAGAGGAAGAGGAUAGAAUGCGGGAAGAAAUAGGAAAGAAGAUGGACAUCUUAAAGCAGGAAAGUUGUGAAAUCAAAAGACUUAGAGAUGAAAUUGACAGUGAAAAGGACCAGCUGAAUGCAAAAUUGCUUGAGUUGGAAAAAAUGCGUGAAGAACUAGAUAGAGAGAAGAAGGAAGUGAAAGACAGGAAGGAUGAAACACUGAAAGAGAAAGAUCAGUUGGAAGAGAGGCGAUGUAAGAUAAGUAAGGAGAAAGAGGAAUUGGAUAUCAGUCUUGAACUGAUGAAAAGGCAAAGGGAAGACUUGACAAGCUUGAAGGCUGAAGCAGAAGCACAGACCGAGCCUAUGGAAAUAGACUGGAAGGAAAAGCUCACGAGGGAAAGACAACAACUUGAAGAUGUAAAGGAGGAGAUACAGAAGGAAAAAGAAGCCUUUGAGAGAAAGAAGGGAUUGACCAUGAAAGAAAGAGAUGAGUUUGAUCUGAUGAAGUCUGAAACACAGGGACAAUUGGAGGAAAUAGAACAAAACAAACAAGACAUUCGUGUGGAGAAGGAAAAGCUGGAUCAGAUCAAAGCUGAGUUCGAAAGACGGUCUGAAGACGUAAAUCAGGUCAUGGACGAGACAAGACGGGAGAGGGGGAAGGUUGAAGAACUGGCUAUCCAAACUCAAAAACAAAGAGAAGAAAUGGUGGGUUUUAUGGAAAAGAACAAACAAAAGCAGAACGAACUGGAACUCAUGAAUGACAAGAUUGAAAGAGAGAAACAAGACAUUGAAGAAAGGCGGGAUGUGCUAACAAAGGAGAGAGAGGAGCUGGAACAAAUGAGGAGUGAGAUACAGCAACAGAGAGAGGAGACAGAAUCUCACAUGGAAGACCAAAGGAAAGAGAAAGAACAUUUGGAACAAAUGACGACGGACAUGAAAAAACAGUUGCUAGAGGUGGAUAAUGACAAGGAAAUGAUAGAAAGCUCAAUGGGUGAACUGAGAGUGAAAGAGGCAGAAAUGGUGAGAGAAAAAGACAACAUGGAUAACAAGAUGGCUCGGCUCAAAGAGGAAGAGGAUGGAAUGCGGGAAGAAAUAGGAAGGAAGAUGGACAUCUUAAAGCAGGAAAGUUGUGAAGUCAAAAGACUUAGAGAUGAAAUUGACAGUGAAAAGGACCAGCUGAAUGCAAAAUUGCUUGAGUUGGAAAAAAUGCGUGAAGAACUAGAUAGAGAGAAGAAGGAAGUGAAAGACAGGAAGGAUGAAACACUGAAAGAGAAAGAUCAGUUGGAAGAGAGGCGAUGUAAGAUAAGUAAGGAGAAAGAGGAAUUGGAUAUCAGUCUUGAACUGAUGAAAAGACAAAGGGAAGACUUGACAAGCUUGAAGGCUGAAGCAGAAGCACAGACUGAGCCUAUGGAAAUAGACUGGAAGGAAAAGCUCACGAGGGAAAGACAACAACUUGAAGAUGUAAAGGAGGAGAUACAGAAGGAAAAAGAAGCCUUUGAGAGAAAGAAGGGAUUGACCAUGAAAGAAAGAGAUGAGUUUGAUCUGAUGAAGUCUGAAACACAGGGACAAUUGGAGGAAAUAGAACAAAACAAACAAGACAUUCGUGUGGAGAAGGAAAAGCUGGAUCAGAUCAAAGCUGAGUUCGAAAGACGGUCUGAAGACGUAAAUCAGGUCAUGGACGAGACAAGACGGGAGAGGGGGAAGGUUGAAGAACUGGCUAUCCAAACUCAAAAACAAAGAGAAGAAAUGGUGGGUUUUAUGGAAAAGAACAAACAAAAGCAGCACGAACUGGAACUCAUGAAUGACAAGAUUGAAAGAGAGAAACAAGACAUCGAAGAAAGGUGGGAUGUGCUAACAAAGGAGAGAGAGGAGCUGGAACAAAUGAGGAGUGAGAUACAGCAACAGAGAGAGGAGACAGAAUCUCACAUGGAAGACCAAAGGAAAGAGAAAGAACAUUUGGAACAAAUGACGACGGACAUGAAAAAACAGUUGCUAGAGGUGGAUAAUGACAAGGAAAUGAUAGAAAGCUCAAUGGGUGAACUGAGAGUGAAAGAGGCAGAAAUGGUGAGAGAAAAAGACAACAUGGAUAACAAGAUGGCUCGGCUCAAAGAGGAAGAGGAUGGAAUGCGGGAAGAAAUAGGAAGGAAGAUGGACAUCUUAAAGCAGGAAAGUUGUGAAAUCAAAAGACUUAGAGAUGAAAUUGACGGUGAAAAGGACCAGCUGAAUGCAAAAUUGCUUGAGUUGGAAAAAAUGCGUGAAGAACUAGAUAGAGAGAAGAAGGAAGUGAAAGACAGGAAGGAUGAAACACUGAAAGAGAAAGAUCAGUUGGAAGAGAGGCGAUGUAAGAUAAGUAAGGAGAAAGAGGAAUUGGAUAUCAGUCUUGAACUGAUGAAAAGACAAAGGGAAGACUUGACAAGCUUGAAGGCUGAAGCAGAAGCACAGACUGAGCCUAUGGAAAUAGACUGGAAGGAAAAGCUCACGAGGGAAAGACAACAACUUGAAGAUGUAAAGGAGGAGAUACAGAAGGAAAAAGAAGCCUUUGAGAGAAAGAAGGGAUUGACCAUGAAAGAAAGAGAUGAGUUUGAUCUGAUGAAGUCUGAAACACAGGGACAAUUGGAGGAAAUAGAACAAAACAAACAAGACAUUCGUGUGGAGAAGGAAAAGCUGGAUCAGAUCAAAGCUGAGUUCGAAAGACGGUCUGAAGACGUAAAUCAGGUCAUGGACGAGACAAGACGGGAGAGGGGGAAGGUUGAAGAACUGGCUAUCCAAACUCAAAAACAAAGAGAAGAAAUGGUGGGUUUUAUGGAAAAGAACAAACAAAAGCAGCACGAACUGGAACUCAUGAAUGACAAGAUUGAAAGAGAGAAACAAGACAUCGAAGAAAGGUGGGAUGUGCUAACAAAGGAGAGAGAGGAGCUGGAACAAAUGAGGAGUGAGAUACAGCAACAGAGAGAGGAGACAGAAUCUCACAUGGAAGACCAAAGGAAAGAGAAAGAACAUUUGGAACAAAUGACGACGGACAUGAAAAAACAGUUGCUAGAGGUGGACAAUGACAAGGAAAUGAUAGAAAGCUCAAUGGGUGAACUGAGAGUGAAAGAGGCAGAAAUGGUGAGGGAAAAAGACAACAUGGAUGACAAGAUGGCUAGGCUCAAAGAGGAAGAGGAUAGAAUGCGGGAAGAAAUAGGAAAGAAGAUGGACAUCUUAAAGCAGGAAAGUUGUGAAAUCAAAAGACUUAGAGAUGAAAUUGACAGUGAAAAGGACCAGCUGAAUGCAAAAUUGCUUGAAUUGGAAAAAAUGCGUGAAGAACUCGAUAGAGAGAAGAAGGAAGUGAAAGACAGGAAGGAUGAAACACUGAAAGAGAAAGAUCAGUUGGAAGAGAGGCGAUGUAAGAUAAGUAAGGAGAAAGAGGAAUUGGAUAUCAGUCUUGAACUGAUGAAAAGACAAAGGGAAGACUUGACAAGCUUGAAGGCUGAAGCAGAAGCACAGACUGAGCCUAUGGAAAUAGACUGGAAGGAAAAGCUCACGAGGGAAAGACAACAACUUGAAGAUGUAAAGGAGGAGAUACAGAAGGAAAAAGAAGCCUUUGAGAGAAAGAAGGGAUUGACCAUGAAAGAAAGAGAUGAGUUUGAUCUGAUGAAGUCUGAAACACAGGGACAAUUGGAGGAAAUAGAACAAAACAAACAAGACAUUCGUGUGGAGAAGGAAAAGCUGGAUCAGAUCAAAGCUGAGUUCGAAAGACGGUCUGAAGACGUAAAUCAGGUCAUGGACGAGACAAGACUGGAGAGGGGGAAGGUUGAAGAACUGGCUAUCCAAACUCAAAAACAAAGAGAAGAAAUGGUGGGUUUUAUGGAAAAGAACAAACAAAAGAAGAAUGAACUGGAACUCAUGAAUGACAAGAUUGAAAGAGAGAAACAAGACAUUGAAGAAAGGCGGGAUGUGCUAACAAAGGAGAGAGAGGAGCUGGAACAAAUGAGGAGUGAGAUACAGCAACAGAGAGAGGAGACAGAAUCUCACAUGGAAGACCAAAGGAAAGAGAAAGAACAUUUGGAACAAAUGACGACGGACAUGAAAAAACAGUUGCUAGAGGUGGAUAAUGACAAGGAAAUGAUAGAAAGCUCAAUGGGUGAACUGAGAGUGAAAGAGGCAGAAAUGGUGAGAGAAAAAGACAACAUGGAUAACAAGAUGGCUAGGCUCAAAGAGGAAGAGGAUAGAAUGCGGGAAGAAAUAGGAAAGAAGAUGGACAUCUUAAAGCAGGAAAGUUGUGAAGUCAAAAGACUUAGAGAUGAAAUUGACAGUGAAAAGGACCAGCUGAAUGCAAAAUUGCUUGAGUUGGAAAAAAUGCGUGAAGAACUAGAUAGAGAGAAGAAGGAAGUGAAAGACAGGAAGGAUGAAACACUGAAAGAGAAAGAUCAGUUGGAAGAGAGGCGAUGUAAGAUAAGUAAGGAGAAAGAGGAAUUGGAUAUCAGUCUUGAACUGAUGAAAAGGCAAAGGGAAGACUUGACGAGCUUGAAGGCUGAAGCAGAAGCACAGACCGAGCCUAUGGAAAUAGACUGGAAGGAAAAGCUCACGAGGGAAAGACAACAACUUGAAGAUGUAAAGGAGGAGAUACAGAAGGAAAAAGAAGCCUUUGAGAGAAAGAAGGGAUUGACCAUGAAAGAAAGAGAUGAGUUUGAUCUGAUGAAGUCUGAAACACAGGGACAAUUGGAGGAAAUAGAACAAAACAAACAAGACAUUCGUGUGGAGAAGGAAAAGCUGGAUCAGAUCAAAGCUGAGUUCGAAAGACGGUCUGAAGACGUAAAUCAGGUCAUGGACGAGACAAGACUGGAGAGGGGGAAGGUUGAAGAACUGGCUAUCCAAACUCAAAAACAAAGAGAAGAAAUGGUGGGUUUUAUGGAAAAGAACAAACAAAAGCAGAACGAACUGGAACUCAUGAAUGACAAGAUUGAAAGAGAGAAACAAGACAUCGAAGAAAGGCGGGAUGUGCUAACAAAGGAGAGAGAGGAGCUGGAACAAAUGAGGAGUGAGAUACAGCAACAGAGAGAGGAGACAGAAUCCCACAUGGAAGACCAAAGGAAAGAGAAAGAACUUUUGGAACAAAUGACGACGGACAUGAAAAAACAGUUGCUAGAGGUGGAUAAUGACAAGGAAAUGAUAGAAAGCUCAAUGGGUGAACUGAGAGUGAAAGAGGCAGAAAUGGUGAGAGAAAAAGACAACAUGGAUAACAAGAUGGCUAGGCUCAAAGAGGAAGAGGAUGGAAUGCGGGAAGAAAUAGGAAGGAAGAUGGACAUCUUAAAGCAGGAAAGUUGUGAAAUCAAAAGACUUAGAGAUGAAAUUGACAGUGAAAAGGACCAGCUGAAUGCAAAAUUGCUUGAGUUGGAAAAAAUGCGUGAAGAACUAGAUAGAGAGAAGAAGGAAGUGAACAACAGGAAGGAUGAAACACUGAAAGAGAAAGAUCAGUUGGAAGAGAGGCGAGGUAAGAUAAUUAAGGAGAAAGAGGAAUUGGAUAUCAGUCUUGAACUGAUGAAAAGACAAAGGGAAGACUUGACGAGCUUGAAGGCUGAAGAAGAAGCACAGACCGAGCCUAUGGAAAUAGACUGGAAGGAAAAGCUCACGAGGGAAAGACAACUACUUGAAGAUGUAAAGGAGGAGAUACAGAAGGAAAAAGAAGCCUUUGAGAGAAAGAAGGGAUUGACCAUGAAAGAAAGAGAUGAGUUUGAUCUGCUGAAGUCUGAAACCCAGGGACAAUUGGAGGAAAUAGAACAAAUCCAGAAAGAAAGGGAGGAAAUGAAAAGUGUUAUUGAAGAUAUCAAGAGAGCAAAAGCUAAUCAGGAAGUGUUGGAAUCUGAGAUUGUGACAAAGAAAAGAGAAACAGAUAAUAUCAUGGAAAUUAUCUCAAAAGAAAAAGACAACAUGGACAAAAUUAAGAUUGAAAUGGAAAGAGAGAGGGACGAAUUUGAGAUCACCAAGUGCAAGAUGGUGACGGAGAUGGAUGAGCUGGGACAGAGAAAAGCUGAGAUCGAGAAUGAUAAAUAUGAAGCAGAAAUGUUGAUGGCUGAACUGAAAGAGGAAGAGCAAAGAAUGAAGGAAGUCAUUCGCAAGAUGAAAGACAGUCUCGAGCAGAUCAAAGCUGAAAUACAACCACAGAGUGAAGACAUUGGAAGCAAGAUGGAGGAGCUGAAUGUCCAAAAGGCUGAGAUGGAAAGUGCUAUGACAGAUAUCGACAGACAAAAAAAGGACAUGCAAAACCAAAGACAGCAAUUUGAACAAGACAAACAAAAGAUGAUCAAGGAAAAGGAUGAUCUGGAAAGGAUCAAGAUGGAGAUAGAAACACGAUCAGCACAUCUAGAAAACCUUUUGGAGAAAACAAAGAGGGAGAAAGAAGAUGCUGAGAUAAUGACUAUUCAAGUCCAGAAGGAAAGGAAGGAAAUUGAAAGUGUUGUCGAGGAGAACAACAAACGGACAGAGAAACUGGAAUUCAUGAAAACUGAGGUGGAUAAAGAGAAACGAGAAACAGAAAACAUCAAGGACAUGGUAACAAAGGAGAAGAUUGAAUUGGAACAGAUCAGGAUGGAGUUAGAGGCACGAUCUGAACAUCUAGACAACAUCAUGGAUGAGACAACGAGGGAGAAAGAGAAUGUUGGUGAUAUAAUAGUCCAAAUGCAGAAAGAAAAAGAGGACAUUGAAAACUUGAUAGUCAACAACAACAGACAGAGAGAGGAACUGGAAUUGAUGAAAGCUGAACUAGAGGACGAGAGAUCAGAGACUGAAAAUGUCAAGGAUGUGCUAUCAAAGCAAAAGAAUGAUCUUGAACAAAUGAAGAUUGAGAUGAAGAGAGAGAGAGAAGAAAUGGAUAACACCAAGGACAAUAUUGCAGUUGAUAUGAAUGAGCUGGAACAGAGAAAAGUUGAGAUGGAGGAUCGAAAAUAUGAAGCAGAAAAUUGGGUGGCUGAACUAAAAGAGGAAGGGCAACGAGUGAAGGAGGAAAUCUGCAAGAUGACGGAGAACCUGCAACAGAUCCACACAGGAAUACAACCACAGAGAGAAGACAUUGAAAGCAAGAUGGAGGAGCUGAAUGUAAAGCAGGCUGAGAUGAAUAAGGCUACGACAGAUAUCGACAGACAUAGAGAGGAAAUGCAAAAUCAAAGGGAAGGAAUACAACAAGACAAACAAAAGAUGCAAGAUGAAAAGGAUGAACUGGAACAGAUCAAGAUGGAGUUGCAAACACGAUCAGAUUUCCUGGAAAACCUCAUUGAGGAGACAAUGGGGAAGAAGGAGAACAUUGAAAGUAUGGCUUUCCAGAUUCAGAAGGAAAGGGAGGAAGUUGAAAGUAUUGUUGAGGAUAUCAAGACAAGGAAAGCUGAUCUGGAAUUGAUGAAAGCAACGGCUGAAGUAGAGAAGCAAGAAACAGAAAACAUCAAGGAAAUGGUCUCCAGGGAAAAAGACAAACUAGAACAAAUGACGAUUGAGAUUGAAAGAGAGAAGGAAGAAAUUGAUAUCACCAAGGGCAAAAUUGAACUGGAUAUGGAUGAGCUGGAAAGUAGAAAGGCUGAGGUAGAGAAUGGAAAACAUCAAUCUGAAAAACGGAUUGCUGAAUUGAAGGAGGAACACCAAAGAAUGAGGGAGGAUAUCGGGAAGAUGAAAGAAAACCUAGACACUGAAAUACAGCUGAAGAGAGAUUAUAUUGAAAGCAAAAUGGAAGAGUUGGAUGUCAAAAAGAGAGAGCUGGAAAACAUGUGGACCGAUGUUUACAGAGAAAAGGAGGAACUACAAAACCAGAGAAAGGAAAUAGAAGAAGACAAACAAAAUAUACUAGAUGAAAAGGGUGGGCUGGAACACAUCAAGGCUGAUUUACAGAUGAAGAGCAAAAAGGAGAAUGUCCAAUUCCAGAUGGAAAAGGAGGAAAUUCAAAGUGUCAUGGUAGAACCCGCGAUAAGAAGACAAGUACUGGAAUUGACAAAAGUGGAGGUAGAGAAGGAAGAAACAGAGAACAUCAAGGACAUUGCAUUAAAGGAUCAGAAACAUCUGGAACAAAUGAAGAUUGAGAUGGAAAGAGAAAGAGAAGAAAUUGAUAAUACCAAGAUCAAGAUAGCGAUCGAUAUGGAAAGGCUGGAAGCGACAAAGGUUGUAAUAGAGAGACAACUGAAAGAAGAACAACGACAAAUGAGGGAGGAUAUCGCGAAGAUGAAGGACAACCAAGAGCAGAUCAAUGCUGAAAUACAAUUACAGCGAGAGGACAUUGCAGCCCAAAUGGCUGAGUUAAAUGUCAAAAAAGCAGAGUUGGAAAACAUUCAAGCUGAUCUAGACAGACAGAAAGUAGAACAUGAUGACAUGAGAAAAUACAUAUUUGUGGGAAAGAAUCAACUGGACGAGAGGAAUGCUGCCUUGCAAAAACAAAGGGAGGAGAUGGAUAAAAUCAUGGAACCAACAGCUGUGAUAAAGGCUGAAGUACAAACACAGACAGAGCCCAUGGAAGACAGCUUGGAGGAACAGCUCAAAGGGGACAUGGAAGAAGUUGAAGGUCAUGACAUAGACAAAGAGAAAGAGGACCUGGGACAAACCAACAGGCUGGCAAUGAUAGAGAGGGAUGAGUUGGAAUCCAUGAAGUCUGAAAUAGGAAAACAAAGACAGGAAAUAGAGGAGAACAAUCAAAAGAUACAGGAUGAGAAGGCUGAGAUUGAAAAGAUCAAGAAUGAUUUACAGAAACGGUCAGAGAAUCUAGACAACCUCGUGGAAGAGACAAAGAGGGAAAAGGAGAAUGUUAAGGACAGGGCUGCUCAAAUCCAGAAGGGCCAGGAGGGAAUUGAACAUGUUAUUGAGGAUACCAAGACAAAGAGCCCUGAACUGGAAAUGUUGAAAGCUGAGAUAAAGACAGAGAAACAAGAAACAUUCAACCUGAAGGACAUGACAUCAAAGGAGAAACGUGACUUGGAACAAAUUAAGGUGAAAAUGGAGAAAGAAAUACAAGAACUGGAGAACACCAAGGACACGGCAGAAAUUGAUAUUAGUCAGCUGGAACAAAGAAGGGUUCAGUUAGAAGGAGAAGAAGAUGGAAUGAAAAAUCUGAUGGCUUCACUGAAAGAGGAAGAGCAGAGUAUGAAAGAGAAUAUUGGGAAGAUGAAAGAAAAUUUAGAGCAUAUUAAUGCUGAAAUACAAGUACAGAGAGAUGACGUUGCAACACAAAUGGAAGAGUUAAAUGUCAAGAAAGAAGAGCUGGAAAACAUUCAAAUGGACAUCGACAGACAAAUAGAACAGAUGGGCAAAACACAAAAUGCUAUGAUCGUGGAAAAGAAUGAACUGGAAGAGAAGCUUGCUGGCGUGCAAAAACAAACGGAGGAGGGGGAAGCCAUCAUUGAAAUGACAAAGAGGGAGAGGGAGGAUGUGGCGAGGAUAAAGGCUGAAACAGAGGAACAGAAAGAUCAAAUGGAAGACAACCUGGUGGAAACUCUGAAACACGACAGAGAGGAACUUGAACGCCUGAAAGAAACAGAAAGAAAGGAGGAAACUAAGGGCAUUAAAGAGAAGACAGGGAGGGAGACGGAGGGGUUCGAACGGGUUAACAUAGAGUCCCAGAGAGUGCUGCAAGAUCUGGAGAACGUUGUGGAGGAAACCAUGGAGAACGAGGGUGCAGAGGAAAUGGCUAUCCAAAUACAAAAGCAAAUGGAGGACAAUGUGAGAAUCAUUGAGGAGAUGGGGCAAGAGAAGGCGUAUUUAGAGCUGAUGAACGUUAAGAUGCAAAGUGAGAGAGAAGAACUAGACUCUAACAAGGCCAUGAUUGAAAGGGAGAAGGAUGACCUGCAACAAAUGAAGUCUAUGAUUACACGGCAGAGAUGCGAAAUUGAACAAAUUACCGCCGUCUUAAGGGACGAGAGGGACACUCUUGAGCAAUUUAAGACUGAUAUGGAAAGACAGCGACAAGAGAUGAUGAACAAUAUGGACUUGGUGGAAAGAGAGAGAGAUGAACUGGGAAAGACGAGGUCGGAGAUGGAUGAGUUGGAACACAUGGCAGCUGAAACAGAAAGACCGAAGGAGAAGAUGGACAAAAGAAAGGGUGCAACAAUGAUGGAGACGCCUCCGCUGGAGGAAAGAGAAGGCAGCGUUCAGAAACAGAGUGUUGAAGUUCUCUUCAUCUCAGAUACAACACAGACAGAAAAAAUAAAGGAUGCACCCGAACAAAGCGCGGUGGAGACACUUCAGACACAGGGCGAAACGAUGGACUCGGUCAAGAAGGACAGAGAUGAUCUCGAACAAAUGAGAGCAACAGAUGAAAGGCUCCCAAAGAGAGAUCAUUUGGAGAAAAUCCGUCAGGAGGCUCAGGCAGAAAAGGAGGAGAUUGAGAAGAUUAAGCACAGAGUUCAUGAGAUGAAAGAACAUCUAGAGGGAAGACUAGCAGUGAUUCAGAGACACGAGUUGGUACAGAGAACAAGGAUACAAAGAGAGAAAGAAGAGCUAAAGACGAUGAAGGAAGAGUUGGAGAGAGACAGCCAAGCUCGGCAAACAGAGUGGGACAGAGGCAGGAGGAAACUUCAGGAGAAGGACCAGGAGCUUGAGAUGCUAAAAGUGGAGAUGUUCAGAGAGAUCGAAAGACUGCAGGUUCAUAUGGAAAAAGAGAUGGAGACACUGGAGACAAGUGACAAAGGUGUCCAAACCUCAGACGUGGUAUUAACCAUAGAAGAAGAGAGAAUGUGGUUGAUGGAGGACUCAACGACAGAGGAGUACAGUAUGCUGGCAGAAAUAAGUCAAGAAACAGAGCAAACCACAGUGGAUAUGACAUUCGCCAGUUCAUCACUGGAGCUCCAGGGUCAAUCAGAGGAGCACACAGUGAUAGAGGAUGCUCAGAUGAGCGUAGUAAGAGCAGAGGCUUCUCCAUUCAGCAGGUUGCUACGGUGGCUUUGGCGCUACUGCUGUGGCUGCUGCCGCUGUUGUGACUGCUGCGGAAGGGAGUGUGAAGAGGAAGAGGAGGAGAACAUAGUAUAGUCCCAACUAUAUCAGUGGGGCUUAAAAUAAAUACAUUUGCUAUGUAAAGGCUGUGUGGGAAAAAAAUCUGGUUCAGUAAUAUGAAUUGUGAAAAAAAACCAUCAGUUAUCAUUCAUUCAGUUACAUCACGUAUGAUCUCUAUUCUACGAUGCCCAAGUGAUAAGAAAUCAUGUCGAGAUGAUGAUAUGCAACAACCUGAUUUAUAUGCCGUGUUGUAAAGGGUUGUGCAGUAUUGCAGUGCUAUGUAUUUACAAUGAUGGUGAACUAAGUUUGCACUGAAUAUUAGAUCUAGAGAGAGCAACAUGUACCUUUAUUUAUUUGUUAUAUUUAUCAUGAAAUAUGUAUUUAUUAUAUCUCUUUACAGCUUUUGUUAAAGGUGCACUGGAUACUGAAUGGACUCUUAUCAAGAUUUGUCAAAACAAAUUAUUUCUAUUACUUUUAGUUUUCUUAUUUUUAUACACACAGAAUUUGCAGUAAAACAAAGCGCUAUUCUAUCAUUUUCUCAGGGACAGCUGUUGUUCUUUAAGCCAGUAUUUUGUAAGUGUAAAAGCCUUGUAAAUGAAUUUAUAAGCGUGUCAUUCUAAUGUAUUAAAUUUGGUUAUUUCUGCA